AUGUAUUGUCUUCAUUUUGGAAAAUUCUACGUCCGCGCUUGGGAUGCUUUUACAAAGCAAUCUCUGAAAACGAAGCGAUAUUUUGAUCAAAUUGAAAAGGGCGAAAUUGAAGAUUAUAAUGCCUUGCUUUCGAAAGAAGAUGCUGAUGCAAUUUAUCGACUGCCGAGAGUUAUUGCGAUAAAGAUUUUCAGCUUUUUGAAUAUUGAAGAAAUCAGUAUUUGUAGAGCGGUUUCAAGGGAAUGGAAUAUUAUCACACAAGCGCCCUCACUUUGGUCAACAAUCGACUAUUCCGUCUGCCGCCAUCAAGUUUCCGACUACGCGGCAAAACGACAUGCUGAAAUUGCCCGACUUUAUCUCUCCAAGCUCAUUCUCAGCUCUACCAUCCUGGAAACAUCGACUUACCGGGCAUUCGCAAUGUGUCGAAAUGUCCAGCAUCUGAAUCUCUCUGGCUGUCGGUUUUUGACGGACGAGCAGGCGGUCAUCUUAUUGGAUGGUUUUCGGGCGUUGUUGACUCUGGAUUUAUCGAAAACUUCAAUAAGUGACACUACUAUCAGGGCCCUGUCAAAGUACGGCACGAAUUUGCAAGUGUUGAGUUUGGCAUACUGUACGAAUUUUACGACAAAGGGCUUGCUGUAUCUAUCCGGAGGGGAGGGAUGCAGAAUGCUCAAGUUUUUGGACAUGAGUGGUUGUCUUCAAAUCUCAACCCAAGGAUUCGCCGCCCUCGCCUCUCUUCUCAAUUAUCUCAAGUCCUUGAUUCUCAAUGAUUUGUACUCAUUGGAAGAUGAAGCUGUUCAAGUGCUUUCGAUUUUGCGCGAAACUUUCUUCCGUUUCAAUAAAAACUGUCCUCAAAUCGGCGAUGAUCUUCUGAGGACAUUUGGUGGACUAAGAUCGUUGCGAGACAUAGAUCUUUCCUGCUGCCCCUGCAUCACUGAUGCUGGAGUUCGUCACUUGGUUGAUGGCCCGUCUGGUGGUCAUCUGACUCAUUUGAAUCUCAGUUCGAUAAACUCGCUCACGGAUGUUGCGCUUUACAGAAUUACUUCGAAAUGCCACAAACUAAUCUUUCUGGACAUGAGUUACAACGAGCGAAUCACCGACUCUGGCUUCGAGCUUCUAUCAAGUCUUCACAAGCUUCAAGAGUUCAAAUGUCGCGGCUCAGUCAUCGGAAGUCAUGGAGCUUCAGUGAUCGGAAAAAUCAGAUCGAUCAGAAAACUCGACUUUGCGGAAUGUCAACGAUUGGAGGACUUAGAAAAGAUAACGAAAAAUUUCAAUCCGGAUUUGACGCAUUUGAAUUUCUCGAUUAUCCGAGGACUCACGAACAAUGGAAUAAAACAUCUGGCUUUCAAUUGCCGAAACUUGGAAUCAAUCCGAAUCGCCGGCUGCCCAGAACUGACUGAUGUAGCGAUUCAAUACAUUGCUGGCGUUUGCCGAUUUCUGAAGCACAUCGACGUCUCUGGCCUCCCCCAUGUCUCUGAUAGAUCCGUCAAAUAUCUGAAAAAAGGAUGCAGAAACAUGAAUCAUCUCCAGGCAAAAUACUCAAGCUCAAUAACGAAGGAGGCGAUUGAAAAAGCGAAAAAAUGGUUUGCAAACGUCGAAUUUUGCUCGAAUGAUCCUCCUCUUUGGUGGCAAGAAGCAUAUGAACGAAUCGAUCGAAUUCUAGAGCCUCCAGAAGGGUGGCCAGCCGCAGAUCUUGACCCAGUUUCAAAAUCUGUCAACGCUAUUCGCCAACUUGAUAGUGAGUUGAAGGGUUCAAACAGACCUCAAACAACAACAGGAGCAAUAAUAGAUAAAAAUGCAAAAGCAAAGGAGCUUCAAGAGCUUAGAUUUUCCAUCGCCGAUUCGCCGCAGUUCUGCCUCGGUCAAUAUCGAAAUCUCAAACGAGCGCACAGAAAGCCAAAACGAGUUCAAAAACAACUUCGACCAGUUACUGCUCCCACUUCGCCCUUGCCACCGAUUUCUCGCCCAAGAUCGCAAAUGAGCAUGUAG
Messenger RNA from Oikopleura dioica, 1983 nucleotides. NCBI's taxonomy places the organism in Eukaryota, Metazoa, Chordata, Appendicularia, Copelata, Oikopleuridae. The record is from the annotation of a GenBank genome assembly.